Microtus ochrogaster (prairie vole) is the source of this 515-nucleotide messenger RNA. RefSeq names its product serine peptidase inhibitor, Kazal type 8 (putative) (gene Spink8). NCBI's taxonomy places the organism in Eukaryota, Metazoa, Chordata, Mammalia, Rodentia, Cricetidae. The transcript has 6 exons. The coding region runs from base 35 to 355 and encodes 106 amino acids. The record is from RefSeq and is a predicted model, not a curated record. Gene Ontology annotation, molecular function: protein binding.
CACGGGAGCCACAGCAGGUCUUCCUUCCCUCACCAUGAAGGCGACCUUCUCAGCUGCCCUCCUUGUUCUAGCCAUCUCACCGUGGACUUCCUUUGCAGUUGAUUUCUCUCUCCCUAUGAGCCCUCACGUGACCGAUGAGGUCUUCCAGGAGACAAAGGACUUGUGCAACAAGAACGUCAGGAAAUGCUGGAUGCUUUCCUACUUCAAGCCCAGCGAGCCUAUAUGUGCCAGUGACCAAGUUACCUACAACGGCGAGUGCCAUCUCUGCUCCAGAAUUCUAUACGAAAACAGAACCAUAGUUAAAAUGCAUGAUGGAGAAUGUAUUUACUCCGGGGAAGACUAUGGACACAAUUAAAAGUUACUGAAUCCUCAGACAGCCAAGUGAAGCAUGAUAGCUGAGUCUUCAAAGAUACCAAAUUUGGGGAACAGGGGCUGGACUUUCUGGUACAGUAUUUGCCUAGUAUGUAUGAAGCCUUAGUUCAACCUCCAAUGUUUGGAGGAAAAAAAGAAUAGCU